Helianthus annuus (common sunflower) is the source of this 318-nucleotide messenger RNA. RefSeq lists its product as uncharacterized. The record is from RefSeq and is a predicted model, not a curated record. Lineage: Eukaryota; Viridiplantae; Streptophyta; Magnoliopsida; Asterales; Asteraceae. Bases 1 to 210 code for a protein of 69 amino acids. The transcript has a single exon.
AUGGGAGAUUGGGCACCGGUUAUUAUAGGCGUGUUACUGUUUGUGCUAUUGACACCGGGGUUAUUGUUUCAGCUGCCCGCAAAGAGUCGAGGCGUAGAGUUUAACAAUAUGCAAACCAGCGGAGUCUCUAUUUGUGUCCACACCAUGAUCUACUUUGGAGUCAUUACCAUUCUACUUGUCGUGAUCGGUAUCAGUAUCACCAUAGGCUAAGUAACCUUCGUUUCGAAGGAAUUCAUUAUGUUGUUUUGUUAAUUUUAAGUAUACUUUGUUAUGUGUCUUGUUAUUUUUGUUAUGGAUGCAUAUGAUAAUAUCCAAAUA